UUCAACGAGAGUAAACAAAGCUCAGGGCGGCAAAUUUUUUUCCGAAGGCAGUUCCUCUGAAAAAGACUGUGUUCAAAGUAAUGAAAGAGUCAGAAAAAAAUCAUACAUUCUCUUUUUUUCUCCGCUGGAACUAAGCCUGUCCUAAAUUCAAAUAAUUUUUAGAAAAAUUGAUACCCAACUAUUCAGUUUUUAUCUCUUUCCUUCGUAAUUUUAUUCCAAAUAGCCCUCAAUUAUCCCUAAGCUAUCUAUCACUCAAACUUUUGACCAUUUUAAGUUUUCAAAAUCUUGCACACCUCUGCUUAUUGUUGCAGUAAACUCCAUCUUUUUACAUCCUUGGGGAAAACAUCGAGCCACAUUUUGCAGCUUAAGCAUCACUAAAAACUGAGGCAGUUAUCAGAUUUAUAAUAGAAGUUGCACAUUGGAUUUGUCAUCGGAACAACACAAGUUUCGUGUUAACAUGUCUGAGAACUUGAAUGAAUCCUUCAUGGGAAUUGGUUUGAGUGUGGUUCCGGACUUAUCUGUGGACGGAGAAGAGGAGAGCUGGAAACACUCCUUCUACGAGCCACUUCCCAACUGGGUGCACAACUUGAUAGGCAGCAUUCUCAUGAUACUAAUCUAUCUGGGAGUCCAUGGCAAUGGCAUCACUAUUCACAUAUUCCUCUCGACCAAGUCACUUCGCACUCCGCAGAAUCUGUUUUUGGUGAACUUGCAGUGGUUGACCUGAUCAUGGUGAUGGCGUGCCAGCCGAUUUUCUGCAUCUCCAGUUUCCUGAAAUACUUCCGAAGUCGCACGAGCUGCACCUUUGACUUCAUCUCCCGAACGUGGUCUAAUCGAAUCAACCUCCUCGUCAUGUACAUUGCUGGAUUCCUUUUCCCCCUCGCCAUCUCCAUCUUCUGCUACCUGCGCAUAUUCUACAAGGUGAAAAGAACCCAAUCAAGAUCAUCAGUCAGAAAUGACGCCAAGGGCCACCGGAAGGGUAAAGAGCUUUUGGUAGCGAAAGUAUCUUUGGUCUGUAUUGGUGUGUUCAUCAUCACAUGGCUGCCAUACGCAUUGCUUGGAGUAGUCGGACAGUUCGUUGAUCCACAUCAGCUCCGACCCUACAAGACUACGCUGCCAGCCUUGAUUGCGAAAAGCAACUGCAUCUGCAACCCCAUCAUAUACGCUUUGGGCCAUCCCAGCUUCAAAAGAGAGCUGAAGCGCCGGCUGACUGGACCUUGAAUGACAAACUCCAGAAGACAACACGAAUCGCAUGCCAACAUCCACUAAAAUGAACAAUAAGAACUCAAAUGCUUUGACACUUCGCAGGAAGUUAAGCGAAGAGUAUCUGCAAUGUCUUGAUUUUUUUAGUAAUUGUACACUGCUUACAAUUUUGGUUGACACUAAGACUCAUUUAACAGAUUUUUUUCUCUCUGUUUGUGUGUGCUUGUCUUCAAAUGCAGUAAUCGAUGAUAGCCAUUUACAGGUUAAAACUAAAUUGUAUUAUCAUAUUUCUUUCUUGACUAAA
Symsagittifera roscoffensis is the source of this 1504-nucleotide messenger RNA. Its product is annotated as rhodopsin, GQ-coupled-like. Gene Ontology annotation, molecular function: G protein-coupled photoreceptor activity. NCBI's taxonomy places the organism in Eukaryota, Metazoa, Xenacoelomorpha, Acoela, Convolutidae. Gene Ontology annotation, biological process: phototransduction; cellular response to light stimulus; G protein-coupled receptor signaling pathway. The record is from RefSeq and is a predicted model, not a curated record. Gene Ontology annotation, cellular component: plasma membrane.